CUUGUAUUGGACCUGGCUUUGACCUGUCAAGGCAUGAACACAGGAGUUCUGCAGUAUGUCCUCUUUUGGCAACCCAUGGGGGAGUGAUCUGCAACAUUGUUUGGAGAUACCCUUUGAGGAGCGAGAGACGAAGUGGGAACCUUCUUUCAUCGCCGUUUCCUUGGGGGAAGAAUAUAUACCGUCGCACCUAUACUUAUACAAGUCGUAGUGCUGCCUUUACGUGUUUAUCAUAGGCUCGCAUUUGUGUAAACCUCGGACGAAAAUAAGUGUUUCGUCGCUUUUAGCUAGAGAAUACACGCCAUGUAAUUAUCUUUACCGUCACCAUAGCUUGUGUAAAGGGUUUAUAUCCAUGUGUUCUGGCAGAAGUCACACCUCAGUCACUGGCAAAACCAUUAAAAUGUACCGUCUCCCGCUUUCUUUUGUCACAUAAACAAUCCCGACACUUUCGACAGUACCUGAAGGCAGCACCAGUGUUCUUGCCAAAACAGAUGACUCUGUCGCCACCUUUGCAACAUCAACGUUUCCUACCAACUGAGGCUGACAACUGAUGAUACGUCUGUUGUCAAAUUAACCGCAACGGAUCGGCAACCCAUUACAGGAAAAUGAUUCCAGAGUUGUCCAACCCCUCAGUGUGUAUGAAGGACCCCCAGAGGGUGCAGGAGAUCCUACAGUCCAUGGUGAAGGCUGGCUCCAACACCGUGCAGGUGAUCUCAGAUUUCGACAUGACCCUCACAAGAUUUGCAUACAAUGGCAAAAGGUGCCCUACCUGUCACAAUAUCCUUGACAACAGCAAACUCAUUUCCAGUGACUGCAGAGAACAGCUGAAGCAGCUGCUCAACACAUACUACCCCAUAGAGAUCGACUCUUCACGGCCAGUAGAAGAAAAGCUGCCCCUCAUGGUGGAGUGGUGGACUAAAGCUCAUGAUCUACUUGUAGAGCAGAAGAUUAAGAAAGACCUGCUGGCCACGGUGGUGCGGGAGUCUGAUGCCAUGCUGAGGGAUGGCUACCAACUCUUGUUUGACCACCUGCAUGAGCACAGCAUCCCCCUGCUCAUCUUCUCUGCUGGAAUAGGAGACAUCCUAGAAGAGGUUAUUCGCCAGGCCGGAGUCUUCCACCCCAACGUUAAAGUCUUCUCCAACUACAUGGACUUUGAUGAGUCUGGAGUGUUGAGGGCUUUCAAAGGAGAGCUGAUCCACAUCUACAAUAAAAGGGAAGGUGCGCUGCUCAACACUGGCCAUUUCCAGGAGCUGCGGACGCGGCCUAACGUGCUGCUGCUGGGAGACUCUCUGGGUGACCUGACCAUGGCUGAUGGGGUGCAGGACAUGGAAAACAUCCUCAAGAUUGGGUUCCUCAAUGACAAGGUGGAAGAGAGGAAGCAGUCUUAUUUGGACUCCUACGACAUUGUGUUGAUAAAAGAUGAAACCUUGGAUGUCCCUAACGCUGUACUGCACUAUCUUACUGGCAAUAAGUGAACUAAGAAUCGAGAACAUCGCUGGCCAUUUGGUAUUGAACACUCAGGUGCCAUCAGCUGAGAAGGUCCCUGCUCAAAAAGUGCCAGUUAAAGACUGAAGAACAACCCACUAUGAAUGUUUUAUGAUUCUUUUUUAUUUUACAAAACUAUUCACAAGUCCAGCUGACAGCCGCAGCUCACGUACACCACGUCACUCUUUUAUAUUUUUGUCCAUUGGUCUUCCUCUCAUGGUUAUGAUUAAACUGCUUUUGGGACAUGCUGUAUGUGAUGGAAGCCAGAUUUACACCGUUUUAUUUACUGUGCAGCAUGUUAAGAGUGUGUGUGAUUAAUGCUGUUUUUUUUUUGUUUGUCUGUUUGCUUGUCUGGGAGAAGAUUGGUCUUGUCAGACAGUUUUGGUCUCAUAUACUGUAGGAUGUAAGGAUAAAGGGAAAGAAAAACGCACAACAUAAAUGGCAGCACUUGACUCUGCAUUUGGUUUGACACUGAAAUUCAGCCUAUUACACUAAAGCUCAUUUCUAGCAAAUUUAAACCUGAAAUCUGAUGCUUUUAAAAAUGUUUAAUGGUUUGGUUUUUUUUUUACAGUGUCAAGUCUUCCAGUUUCAAGCCAUAUUGUCAAGCGUAUGGUACAAGUUGUAUUUUUUAGGAAAGCUAUUGUUUUUCUUGUGUCACACCAGUGCUACUAAGUGGUUAACUAUGACUACUACACCAGACUUUAAGAGUAAAAUAAAUGGGUGAAAAAGUAUGGCAGAAGUCAAACAAUUUUUAACCACUAACUGCUACCUCAGAGGUGUUUCAGUAUCACAGACAGUCUAACACAGGAUUUUAAGAAUUUUGUAUUUUACAUUAUUUCACAUUUGGUUAUUUUAACUAUUGUUUUGAAGAAAUCUGUUACUUUCUGCACUGCAGCUUUUGUUCAAAACAAACUUUUCAUGAAGCUCCAGGUUAACACCAUUCAGAAAAUAUUUUUUUGUGGACAAUAUGCCAAUUACUUAUUCAUGCAUUUUUUUGUCAUCUUUUGUCCAAACUCAUUACCUCUUUAUAUGUUCCAACGUGUCUGAAAUAAAAUGUGUUUCAAUCUGUGUCAGAUCAUCAUGUUUCAUUAUGAAUGUUUAAUGAAUGAAAGAUUUAUGCCACUGAGUCAAAGUCUUACAAGGACAUGUUUGUACAUGGACAGCGGGG
Molecule: messenger RNA, 2650 nt
Organism: Epinephelus fuscoguttatus (brown-marbled grouper)
Lineage: Eukaryota; Metazoa; Chordata; Actinopteri; Perciformes; Serranidae
Product: cytosolic 5'-nucleotidase 3-like
Exons: 10
Coding region: 603-1472 (289 amino acids)
Cellular component (GO): cytoplasm
Molecular function (GO): magnesium ion binding; 5'-nucleotidase activity
Source: RefSeq, a predicted model, not a curated record